AUGCAUGCAAGAAAACCGUCCUACGCAAACGCCGUUGCCAAUGUUGUUUCAUCCACAAGUAGCUGGGGAAUGGGCGGCAAACCGCCCACACUGGAAAGCCAAGUCAAGGAGCUCUCUCAUCCUGCCCCAACAUCGUUGACGCUGACGGCUGCUUUGUAUUUGCUGGCACCUCUGAAAGAAUCUUCAGACGUUUACCUCAUGACUCGAUCUUAUAUGCAAAACUGGCUGAUAUGGGCGUACAAUCAAAAUGUUCCGAAAAUGGAGAAGCAACGAGUUCAGACUGCAAUCAGAUUAGCGGCAACACGUUUGGGACUGCAACCCCCGGCAGUCAGUUUUAAAUACAGCGAUCCCGGACCUGUCGACAAUUCAAGCCUAUCUCUGGAAGGGUUCCCUCUUCUGUUGGAUCCACACGUCACUGUGCUAGAUUUGAUGUCAGACAAUGCGAUAUCUGGCAUCAAAUCACCCAAGAAGAGUAAUAUCGGCCCUCGUGCUAGAAGUCUUCCAAUAAGUCCGGGGUAUACAAAUGGCUCUGAUGAGUUUGAGGCACAACCAACAGACGAAGAUCUAGAUCGGGAUGGGGAUCAAAUAUUAUGUUGUGCGGUUCCGGCAAAGUUUUACGAACUUUUGCGGUCGACGAUCGGUAUUAGUUGCGUAAACGGUCGGGAUAUCACAUUUCAACCUUUUGUGCAAGAAGAAGGCCCAUACCAAGGGGCGCUAAUACACCAUCAUGCUAUGGCUUCGUAUAAUGGUGAGAAAGAAACACCGGCCCCUAUGUCACGGAAUGAUCCAAGUUUUCAGAUGAACGGUAUUGGAAAGAGUCCUUGCCGUCCACUUGAAUUCAGGCGGAAAAUUAUCAUGAAAAGAAAACUAAAACGCCUGACAUCAGGGGAAAUCGAUGAAUCUUCACCAAUGACGAGACUGCUCAAAGAAGAGGAACAGCGAGCAGCUCCGGAGUUGGUUCCGACAGCCGAAGUCUGGCCGGUGAAACUACAAUAUAGCGUCAUUGAUGGCAACAAUAUGCGGAGAAAGGAGGGGUUUGUGCUGGUGUCGGAAACUACCCGUGUCUAUGAUGCGCUCUUUUGGUUGAUGAAAGUGGCGGCCCCAAAUACAUCUUCUUCUUGCAAACGGAUAUGGAGUAAACGGGAUACCACCGGGACUGCUUCCGGGGAUGGUUACGAGUUGAUUGAUCCGAACCUUCUUGAUGGAACGAUUGAGAAGGAACCGGAAAAAGAAAAGGAAUUUCAGCCUCCACGCAAGAAAGUCGGCGAAUGGUUACGAUCGCACUAUUAUGAAUACACAAAGAGAGAUUGCGAUAUAAUUAUAGAGGUGGGAAAGCCCAAUGAAAAAUGGCUGCGCACUUCGUUGGAACUACAAAACCGCAUCCAGGUCGGAGAUUUUGUGGAUGCCCAAGAUGCAGGUGGAAACUGGUACGAAUCCAUUGUCAAGGAAGUCAAUGAUGACACUAUUACCGUGCAUUUCUUUGGCUGGGCUUCAAGGUGGAAUGGAAGAAUACGGCGAAGGCAGGACAGCCCUGUUCCCGCCAACAUUGCGAAACUCCAUUGUGCUGCACCUCUGUGGUCACACUCCUCACGGUGGCGAGAGAGGAUUGCGGAAGGAGCUAUAGUUGAGGUAAGAUCAGCGUCUUCGAAAGUUGAUCGACCGAAGUGGUACAAAGGUAUUGUGAAGAGAAUUGGGCAACAGCGAGUUGUCAUGAAGAAAGUGACUGGUGGUGCACCCUUGGAAAUGAUUGUUGGUAAAGAUGGAAAAAGGAAGCCUUUGCUGCUAUUGAACAGAGUACAACAAAUAUUGGUGGAGGUUCCGCAGGAACUUGAUAAACUGGAAGACGAAGAGGAGGAGGAAGACCUUGCACGAAAGCUAAGAGAUGAUGUCUCGAUUGAUACAAUGACAACGAUGGAUACGUUUAAACCCCAGCCGCCUUUCUUGCGAUGGGUAAACUUGUACGGCGAAGAAAUCUGUGAGUUUGGAACUCACAUGAAAUCGAACGACGUACCAAAUAUUGCAACUCUGCAAUAUGAAGUUGAGUCACAUCGGAAACCUGUGGAAAUCUUGAAGUCAUUCAAUAAUAUGUAUGGGCAAGGCUUCAUGAAAGAAUCUCUUCGAGGGACUCCUCCAGCCCCAGGCUCUGUUGGAAUGCACAACCUUGGAAAUUCGUGCUUCAUCAACUCCAUAGUCCAAUGUCUGAAUCACAUGGAACCAUUGACCAAGUAUUUCUUGAAUGGAGAUUAUGCCAAAGAGUUGAAUCGAAAGAAUCCACUUGGUAGCGGUGGUCGAGUGGCAACAGCGUAUGCUUCGAUGCUUAAGGAAAUUUGGAGUAACAAAUACUCUGCCCUGGCCCCUCGAAUGCUCAAGCAAACUGUCGCAAGCUUUGCGCCACAGUUUAACAACUCCUACCAACACGACAGUCAAGAGUUCUGUCAGUUUUUGAUGGAUGGGCUACACGAGGACUGCAACCGAGUGAAAGAGAAACCAUAUGUUGAGGAGCUUGAGGGAAUUGGAUUGAAAGACACAACUGCUGCAAUUGAAGCAUGGAGAAAGCACUUGUUGCGGCAUGAUAGCAUCAUUGUAGAUCGGUGCCAAGGAAUGCAUAGAAGUCAUUUGACUUGUCCAAAGUGUGGUAAAGAGAGUGUCAAGUUCGAUGCAUUCUCGACCAUAUCACUCCCACUUACUGCAGACAAGUCCAAUAUCAAUGGAAUGACCCUUCAAGAUUGCGUGGACAAGUUCUUAGAAGGCGAGCAACUUGACGAACUCAACGCUUGGUAUUGUCCAGGUUGCAAGAAGCAUGUUUGUGCUUUGAAAAUGAUUGCAUUGUGGUCUGUUCCCGAUAUUCUCAUUCUUCAUUUGAAGCGAUUUCAAUUCGACCACUGCGCUGUUCGCAAUGACGUGAUCCGUUCCAAAAUCAAUGAUACUGUGCGCUUUCCAAUAGAGCGCCUUGACUUGCGCAAACAUGUUUUGGGUCCAACUUAUGAUGAUGCACCUCCAAUAUACAGGCUUUGUGGGGUAAGUGAGCACAUGGGGCCUACAGCCAAUAGCGGGCACUACACGGCAACUGUUCGAAACUGCAAAGAUAGUAGAUGGUAUCGUUACAAUGAUGCGCACGUUGGCGAAACAACUGCAGAUGCCGCUGUCACUGGCGGUGCUUAUUUGCUAUUUUAUGAGAGACUUAAGGGAUCGGCUCGAUGGGGAGGAAUGGAGAAGCUGAUGAACGACAGGAAUGUGGAACCUUAUGCAGGCCCGGAAGCGGACCAAGAUGGUUUCACACCAGUGAAGAGCAGAAAGAAGAGGCACUGA
Molecule: messenger RNA, 3309 nt
Organism: Cylindrotheca closterium
Lineage: Eukaryota; Bacillariophyta; Bacillariophyceae; Bacillariales; Bacillariaceae
Source: the annotation of a GenBank genome assembly